AUGAAAGACCUUGGCGAAGUCUCCGACAUUUUGGGCUGGCAAGUCGAACGCAACCGAGCAGCCAAGACCAUCUUUCUACACCAAUCUCUCCUACCCUGCCGAUGGGUCUUCCGCAUCAAGCCCAAUGGCACGUACAAAGCACGCCUAGUUAUCAAAGCGCCCGCCUACCCUCCGAUUCCUCGGAUCCUACAACCUGGCAGGAAGCCAUGCGCCGUUCCGACCGCGACAAAUGGCGUGCCGCCGCCCAAGACGAAUUUCAGUCCCUUCACGACAACAAGACCUACGAUCUUGUUCCACGCCUAA
This is a messenger RNA of Aphanomyces astaci, 303 nucleotides long. RefSeq lists its product as hypothetical. The transcript has 2 exons. The record is from RefSeq and is a predicted model, not a curated record. The coding region runs from base 1 to 303 and encodes 100 amino acids. NCBI's taxonomy places the organism in Eukaryota, Oomycota, Saprolegniomycetes, Saprolegniales, Verrucalvaceae.